Macroventuria anomochaeta is the source of this 2133-nucleotide messenger RNA. Its product is annotated as alpha/beta-hydrolase. The transcript is spliced from 3 exons. The coding region runs from base 392 to 1987 and encodes 531 amino acids. The record is from RefSeq and is a predicted model, not a curated record. Lineage: Eukaryota; Fungi; Ascomycota; Dothideomycetes; Pleosporales; Didymellaceae.
GGAGCUGUCACUAUCCAUGAAGGGCAAAUGAUGGCGUUUGACGGGUGACGUCACUACUGACUUCAAAACAAUGAAAACACUUUACACAGUACACCAAAACUUCGUACUUCGCUUCUGCCGACGCUAUAACACAAACUGAAAAUCCUCUCCGCUUAAGCACCUAUUCAGGUAAUGUUGUUAACCAUAUGUCGGGUAUCAGAUGUGAGUCCGGCGUUGCGGGGUGGUUCCGCUCUGCAGCGAGCUCCACCAGUUCACGGGGAUGUGCUUUCCUAUCCCGCCUUUGCCGAGCGUCGUUCUCCACAUAUGCUCGAUACAAGAUGUAGGUCAUGCUCGUGAAUCGUUUCAAGUGUUCUCUCGGACUCUCCCAUGAGUAUACGAUCCCUCGAUCACAAUGAAGCCAACCGCUACCACCACACUAGACCUCGGACCUCAUGGCCAGUUAAAAGGCUCCGUAUUCGCCAACGGCGUCAAAAGAUUCACACCUAUCCCAUACGCACAACCGCCAACUGGACCACGUCGAUGGAAGAAACCCGAGCCGCUCCCUAAAGGUCACGUCUAUGGCAGUAAUGGCCCGUUGGAUUGUACUCUAAACGGCAACGUGUGCCCACAACCAGAGUACAUUAUUAACGGAAGUAGUAUGAUCAACACGGACUACAACUUCGACGAAGAUUGCCUUGCUGUCAAUGUGUGGCUGCCGCCUGGCGAUUCACCUGAGAAUGGCUGGCCGAUACUUGCGUGGAUUCAUGGGGGGUGGCUUCAGAUUGGCGACCCCUCGCUCAAGGAACACACUCAGCCAACGCAACUUAUUGCAGAAGGGGGUCUAAACGCUAUUGUUGUCAGUAUCGGGUACCGCUUGAAUAUCUUUGGAUUCCUUGCUGGUAAAGAAUUGAAAGGGAACUUCGGGUUCUGGGACCAAAGAUGCGCUCUUGAAUGGCUCCAGGACUAUGCUCCGUACUUUGGCGGCGACCCAAAACGAGUUACGUUGGGUGGACUGAGUGCUGGUGCUUUUUCGACCCAUGUUCAGCUGGACUACGAGCUCUUCCGUGGUAAUGAUCAGAGGCCGCUCUUCCACAGUGUAUGGCUACAAAGUAACGCCAUUCCAGCACAGCCAAAAACAUUAGGCGAAGUUGAUGCCCAGCUACAGAAUGUGUUUGAAACCUUCAACAUCUCCAAGUCCUUGUCCCCAGAAGAAAGACUCAAACAACUACGCGAAGUACCAGCAUCCUCCCUUGUGAAGAAGAUAUUCGAUCUCGACAUCCACACGUUCCGCGGCGUUACGGACGAUGACAUGAUCCCUUCCGACCUGAUCUCCAACGUCCACUUCAGCGCCUUCGCAGCACGCUUCAAGGAACGCGAAAUGCGCAUUCUCCUUGGCGAAGCCGAAACGGAGGAAGUCCUAUAUGCACUCACCAAUCCGCCGCCCACCUCUUCUUCAGACAAUAUGCUAUGCGGACUGAACAACUAUUACGCCUUGCCCGUGUGCGAGAAUCUGCUCUCGCUGUAUACCAGGGAGGGCUCUUCUGCCGAUUCCAGAGUCGAAUCUGCACUAUCUCUAGAAGAUGACUCCGAGAAAGCAAAGCAGCUCUUCGGUUUGAUAACAUCAGACGUUCAAGUCCGCGCGCCUAUCCGCGUCCUCUCCAAAGCUCUGUAUGAUGGCGGAGUACCUCCAGAGUGUAUCCUAAGAUACCGCAUUGCGUACAGGCCAGAAUGUACGGACAAAGUCUAUCCGAGAAGUUUCGGCGUCACGCAUGCUGCUGAUGGAAUGAGUUGGUGGUAUAUCGAGCGGUACGGCUUCAGUGAACAGGAGAACGGAAGAGUGAGGGAAUGGCUGGGCAGAACGCUCACUCCGCUUGUUACAGGUGAUAACCGUAGUGUGGAGAAGUUGGCAUUGCAGGAAUUUCUAUACUUCAAGGAGGAUGGAGGAAUUGAAGUCGUUGAAGAUGGACAUUGGAGAUGGAUGAUGCGUGUUGCGCAAACGCUGGGCUGAAUCCGGGGAAUAGUCCUCUUGGUCCGUGGAUGUACGCGAAUAGCGCCAAGCGCGACUUCGAUAUCGGAUUGGCGAUACUAAGGACGGUCUCUUUCAAACCUCGUCUCGAACUUGGUCAAAUUGCCUUAGCAUCACCAGAUGCUGAC